Molecule: messenger RNA, 809 nt
Organism: Labrus bergylta (ballan wrasse)
Lineage: Eukaryota; Metazoa; Chordata; Actinopteri; Labriformes; Labridae
Source: RefSeq, a predicted model, not a curated record
UGGAUCACCGAGCAGCACCUGAAUGCAGCAACAGAGAGACGAGAGGAGCAGCUAUGAGUUUAACAGCAGCAGCGAGUGGAUUUGUCGUCUUCCUUCUCUCUGUGCCAGUGAUUCAGGGUCAGGCUGGCUGGGGAGUGACUUACUCCUCUACUAAAGUCUGUGCCUUAAGAGGAUCAACAGUCGUACUAAGGUGCACCUACAGCUACCCAUCUACUACUACAGUUCAGAAGUCCUUCUGGUUUACUAAAGUCCAGGAUGGAGAACCUGUAGAUCUGCUAACAGACUCACAGUACACAGGUCGUGUGACCUACAGCUCUAAAUCGAAGGACUCCACUCUGACAAUCACAAAUGUGGGAAAUAGUGACUCAGCUGUUUACAAGUUCAGGUUCAUAACAACCCAGCAACGUGGAAGUUAUACUGGUGAUCCCGGAGUCACUUUGUCCCUCACAGAUCUUCAUGUGAAGGUGGGCACAUCUAGAUAUUCUUCUUCUUGGGCAGAUCUGACGUGUGUCAGCAGUUGUACUCUCCCUCUUCAUUCCUCCUACAUUUGGUUCAAGAAUGGAGAGAAAAUCCCCAGAAAAACACCCUCGACUUACUCAGACUACUUUGAAUAUGCAGACAGCUAUUCCUGUGCUUUACAGGAACACCAGGAUUUCCCCUCUCCUCCAGUGUGUGUUCGUGGUGAAACCUGUAACAGAGUGAAGUACGAUGUCAGAACCAUCUGUGCACCCAAAGGCUCAUCAGUGGACAUUUAUUGUACUUACAACGGUCAUGAAGCGGUCACUUCAAAGUUCUGGUUCAGUCUCUGA